Messenger RNA from Kockovaella imperatae, 418 nucleotides. Its product is annotated as putative 60S ribosomal protein l30-1. Gene Ontology annotation, cellular component: cytosolic large ribosomal subunit. Lineage: Eukaryota; Fungi; Basidiomycota; Tremellomycetes; Tremellales; Cuniculitremaceae. The coding region runs from base 55 to 393 and encodes 112 amino acids. The transcript is spliced from 5 exons. The record is from RefSeq and is a predicted model, not a curated record. Gene Ontology annotation, molecular function: RNA binding; structural constituent of ribosome.
AUUGAACGGUAUAGCUACCAACCCUUCCCCAUCACCCUCUCCCACUGGAUCACCAUGGCUCCCGUCAAGAAGUCCAAGUCUGCAAAGACUUCCGAGAACAUCAACUCGAGGUUGCAGCUUGUUGUCAAGUCUGGAAAGUACACUCUCGGCUACAAGCAAGCCCUGAAGCAGCUCCGAUCCGGCAAGGCCAAACUCAUCCUCAUCAGCAAAAACUGUCCUCCUCUGAGAAAAUCCGAAAUCGAAUACUACGCCAUGCUGUCAAAGACCUCGGUCCACCACUACGACGGAUCCAACGUCGACCUUGGAACUGCUGCUGGACGUCUUUACCGAGUUGGAGUCAUGUCUAUCCAGGAUGCCGGUGAUUCUGAUCUCCUCCAGGUUGAGACUGCUUAGAGAGAAAAUGCACAUGCGUGGAUGC